AUGCCUUCAGAUAUCAAGCCAGCACUCAAGGGGACGCGGUUGAUCCAUGGUGACUCUGGGUUCGCAGGGCCAGAGGUUGCGCCCUCGAUUUCCGUUUCAACAACGUUCAGAGCUCCCCACCCAGAUGACGGCGCAAUUUCUUCAUAUGAGAUAGACCUGAGGAAUCCCUCUAGACAUGUCUAUUCGAGAUAUACGCAGCAAGUCAGCACUCGGGCUGAGCAUAUCCUCAGCGAGAUCAACCAUGGCUAUGCGUUGACAUACGCGUCUGGGCUAUCCGCUUCCUAUGCUGCCCUCGUAUUCUUUCAACCGAAACGCAUCGCAAUCACGGGCGGUUAUCAUGGAUGCCACAAUACCAUCGGGGUCUACAGGAAAUCCCGAAAUGCUGACAUUCCUAUUAUCGACUUAGACGACGAAUAUCAGCCUGGUGAUUUAUGUUGGUUAGAAACACCCCUCAACCCAACCGGGGAAUCUAGGGAUAUCAAGUACUAUGCUGAUAAAAUCCACAAGGUUGGGGGUAAAUUACUUGUUGACUCGACCUUUGGUCCACCACCAUUACAAUAUCCCUUCAAUUUUGGUGCAGAUUGUGUUCUCCACUCUGCAACUAAAUACUUCGGCGGCCACUCGGACAUGCUUGGAGGCGUUCUAAUUGUCAAGACCUCUCAAGAAUGGAGCACUCUUCACAACGACAGGACAUACAUAGGAAACACAAUGGGCUCAUUGGAGGCGUGGCUCCUUCUCCGCUCUCUGCGAACCCUCCACCUUCGCGUCCCUAGACAAUCUAAAACUGCUACCGCCUUGGCGCAGUGGCUCAAGGGAGCAGCUGGUACUCGAUCCUUCGAUGGUAUUCCUGGGGGUAUCAUUGAGAAAGUCUGGCACUCCUCGUUCCAAGGAAAGGACUCGCGCGGCUUCGACCCUGCGACCCAGAUGCAAGGCGGUUGGAACGCAACAUUCGCUCUGCUGCUCACCAAACCAGAAUACGCAUCAUUCCUCCCUCAUGAGCUGAAAUAUUUCGUGCCGGCAACUAGCCUGGGAGGCGUAGAAUCCCUUAUAGAGCACCGUAUCCAUUCAGACCCUGGCGCAGAUCCCCGACUUAUCAGGAUCAGCGUUGGUAUUGAAGAUCUUGAGGAUCUCAAGGACGAUCUCCGCGGUGCCUUCCAGAAGCUCCAUGCGACUAAGGCGAAAUUGUGA
Pleurotus ostreatus (oyster mushroom) is the source of this 1188-nucleotide messenger RNA. RefSeq lists its product as uncharacterized. Gene Ontology annotation, biological process: transsulfuration. Gene Ontology annotation, molecular function: pyridoxal phosphate binding; carbon-sulfur lyase activity. NCBI's taxonomy places the organism in Eukaryota, Fungi, Basidiomycota, Agaricomycetes, Agaricales, Pleurotaceae. The transcript is spliced from 13 exons. Bases 1 to 1188 code for a protein of 395 amino acids. Gene Ontology annotation, cellular component: cytoplasm. The record is from RefSeq and is a predicted model, not a curated record.